AUGGCGACGCCGCUCGUCGCCGCAAAGCAGCGGAUUCGGGCCAUGAUGAAGCAGAAGCUCUCUACGCUCUCACAGGAAUCCGUGACAACUCAGAGUCGCGUGCUGUUUGAGGCCCUGAAAUCCUUUAAACCAUACAAAGAAGCGACCCGCAUAAGCAUAUUCCUCUCCAUGCCGGGUGGUGAGAUCCAGACCGAUGCCAUUGUUCGGGAUGCGCUGCAGAGCGGGAAACAAGUCUUUGUCCCAUAUCUCCACAAGACAGCCCUCGAGGCUAAGAACUCACCUACUCGAGUCAUGGAUAUGGUUCAGCUCAAAGGCCUUGCAGACUAUGAGUCACUCAAACCAGACAAAUGGGGCAUACCCAGCAUCGACCCUGCCACCGUAAACGAGCGGAAUCGGAUUCUGGGCGGGGGUGCCGAAGACGAGAAAUCCGACUUGCCGGGUUUGGACCUAAUACUGAUGCCGGGUGUGGCUUUUGACUAUGACGAGGUAACCGGUCAUAUCAGGAGGUUGGGUCACGGAAAGGGCUUCUACGACUACUUCAUCUCUCGCUACUCCAAAGUUUACGGUUUGAGGGAUGAUUCCGGAAGGCCCUCUGUGCUCCUGUAUGCGCUGGCACUCAAAGAGCAGUUUCUGAUGCAUCCUGAGGAGGAGGGAAUUCCUGUCGGUCCCCUGGAUGAACCUCCGCAUGGUGUUUUAUUGGGGGACGGCGUUAUAAAGACUUCAAAGACGGAGUUUUCAGAUCGGUGA
Molecule: messenger RNA, 747 nt
Organism: Scedosporium apiospermum
Lineage: Eukaryota; Fungi; Ascomycota; Sordariomycetes; Microascales; Microascaceae
Product: 5-formyltetrahydrofolate cyclo-ligase
Exons: 2
Coding region: 1-747 (248 amino acids)
Biological process (GO): tetrahydrofolate interconversion; folic acid-containing compound biosynthetic process
Cellular component (GO): mitochondrion
Molecular function (GO): 5-formyltetrahydrofolate cyclo-ligase activity
Source: RefSeq, a predicted model, not a curated record